GGAAAUUCUGGGGAGCCAGAAAUGCAGAAACUCCCCAUGCAGUCAAGAAAUAAACAGGCCUACAAUAAAAGUCUAGAUCUAGCAGAAAAGCAUUGAAGACUGACUAUGCGUUGGCUUGCAUGGUUUGCUGUGCUCAGUGCUCUCUAUAUAACAACAGAGGGUACUCGUCUACUGGAUCCAGAGGGAAUGGGCACAUGCUUUCAUGAGCCUGGAAAGAUUACAGCAAAAGUUCACCAGGGAGGCAGUACAGUUGGUGCUCGAGAUAAGAGACAGAGAACAUAUGAACCUAUUAGGAUACUCUUCUACUAUGACACCACCAUUGACACCAUGCUGAACCCUACUCAACGACGCAGACUACAGGACAUUGCUAUUCCGGCAAUGAAACAUUUCUUGGAGUCCUCUUUCUCUGUAAUCAGAGCCACAAGUCCUAUUUUGCUCGAGCGAGAUUGCGAUGAACAGUCUUUCUACAUGCCUGUUGAAGAUCCUAGACAGUGUAUUGGACAGUGUGCUGAAACAACAACGUGCCGCCGUCAAAUAACCCCUGAAAAUCAUCUCAAGAGAUGUGUUGAGUGUAACAAUGGCAGUGUGUCCAAUUGUACGACAAGACCUGGGUCAGUGGAUGGUCCUGGUGUGCCUGACACACUGACCUCAUCAUCUAUGUGUCUGCCUUCGAUUGCUCUUCUUUCCACUCUUCAGUUAUCGCGUUUGCUAAUGCUUGUCAACUGGAAAGUGAACUAGAUAGACCGAUUGCCGGCCGUAUCAACUUCUGUCCAGGAAAAUAUGACCGGUCCAGUGAUGAUGCAUUAACCAGAAUUGGGCUACAUGAAGUUAUACAUGCAAUGGUCUUCAGUCCUGGUCUGUAUCCUUGGUUUCGAGACGAGA
This is a messenger RNA of Halichondria panicea, 882 nucleotides long. RefSeq names its product leishmanolysin-like peptidase. The record is from RefSeq and is a predicted model, not a curated record. The transcript is spliced from 9 exons. The coding region runs from base 106 to 738 and encodes 210 amino acids. Lineage: Eukaryota; Metazoa; Porifera; Demospongiae; Suberitida; Halichondriidae.